This is a messenger RNA of Beta vulgaris subsp. vulgaris (sugar beet), 1836 nucleotides long. Its product is annotated as isovaleryl-CoA dehydrogenase, mitochondrial. The transcript is spliced from 15 exons. The record is from RefSeq and is a predicted model, not a curated record. Gene Ontology annotation, molecular function: flavin adenine dinucleotide binding; 3-methylbutanoyl-CoA dehydrogenase activity. Gene Ontology annotation, cellular component: mitochondrion. NCBI's taxonomy places the organism in Eukaryota, Viridiplantae, Streptophyta, Magnoliopsida, Caryophyllales, Amaranthaceae. The coding region runs from base 284 to 1513 and encodes 409 amino acids. Gene Ontology annotation, biological process: L-leucine catabolic process.
AUGUGCAACACACGGCAGCCCUCCAAAGUCCAAACACAAAAGGAAACUACAAAAGAGACAAACUUUCUUGAUUUGCAGUCCCCCUUUUCUUUUCUACAGUGCCAUAACAAUGUAUUCAUGCCAUUUGUGAAAUUUCUUGUACCAUUUUUCUCCCAACAAACAAACUCACAGACACCCCAUUAAUCUUAAUUAAAAUUAAGUUACUCCUCCAUUUCUAUAUCAUUUAGUUCUCCUUUUAACCAAAAAAUUGAGCAAAUCAAUCUCUUUCUUCCUCAGUGAGAAGAUGCAGAGGUUAUUAGCAUUAAGGAGGACACUCUCUUCUGCAAUAUGGAAAAACCCAACUCAUUCUGCUCCUUUCUCUACCUCUCUCCUUUUUGAUGAUACCGAAAAUCAGUUCAAGGAAAGUGUUGCGCAAUUUGCACAAGAAAAUAUUGCUCCUCAUGCAGAAAAGAUUGAUAAAACAAACUACUUUCCAAAGGAUGUGAACCUAUGGAAACUCAUGGGAGACUUCAAUCUUCAUGGAAUUACGGCACCAGAGGAGUAUGGUGGCCUCGGCCUUGGCUAUCUUUACCACUGUAUUGCAAUGGAAGAAAUCAGUCGUGCUUCUGGUUCAGUAGGGCUGUCAUAUGGAGCUCACUCUAAUCUUUGUAUUAAUCAGCUAGUGAGGAAUGGAAAUCCUGCUCAGAAGCAGAAAUACUUGCCGAAGCUUAUCAGUGGAGACCACGUUGGAGCUUUGGCAAUGAGUGAACCAAAUUCUGGCUCAGAUGUUGUUAGUAUGAAAUGUAGAGCUGAUCGUGUUGAUGGUGGCUACAUGCUAAAUGGGAACAAAAUGUGGUGCACAAAUGGACCAACUGCUCAAACACUGAUUGUUUAUGCAAAAACCGACAUGGCAGCGCACACCAAAGGAAUCACUGCAUUCAUUAUCGAAAAGGGAUUCCCCGGAUUCAGCACUGCCCAAAAACUAGACAAACUGGGAAUGCGAGGAAGUGACACAUGUGAACUUGUUUUCGAGAAUUGCUUUGUGCCUCAGGAUAACGUGCUUGGGGAGGAAGGAAAAGGGGUAUAUGUUAUGAUGUCAGGGCUAGACUUGGAGAGGCUUGUUUUGGCAUCUGGCCCUCUUGGUAUUAUGCAAGCUUGCCUUGAUGUUGUUCUUCCUUAUGUUAGACAGAGAGAACAGUUUGGGCGUCCAAUUGGUCAAUUUCAGUUCAUACAGGGGAAGGUUGCUGACAUGUAUACUUCCCUGCAGUCAUCAAGGUCAUAUGUGUACUCUGUGGCAAGAGAUUGUGACAGUGGGCAAGUUGACCCAAAGGACUGCGCUGGAGUUAUACUAUGUGCUGCUGAAAGGGCUACACAAGUUGCACUACAGGCCAUACAAUGUCUUGGAGGUAAUGGUUAUGUGAAUGAGUAUUCGACAGGGCGUCUGCUUCGAGAUGCCAAAUUAUAUGAGAUUGGCGCAGGAACCAGUGAGAUAAGGAGAAUGAUCAUUGGCCGUGAGUUAUUCAAGGAGGAAUGAACACUGCUGGGUGGUUAACAAUGAAGCAUCAGUGGUUUUUAAUGGCAGUGAAGUUCUUGGACUCCAGUAGACCUUGUGAGGAUAUCGAUGCUGCAGUCUUCCGUCACCGGCUGACACUGAUACACAUACACUUAUCAUGUACAGAUUCUGUAAAUCAUCAUACAAGUGUAGUGUCAAAGUGCUCUAUUUAAUCCGACCCAACAUUUGACAUUAUUCAUAGAGAUUAAACAUGUGAAUCAAUUUAAUCAUAAACAUAGGAGCAUUUUAAUAAAAUCUAAUUUGGCUACAAAAACAAAGUUCCAAAUGUAAAGUUUUCUUCUUCA